GUUCAAUAAACGGGUGGCGAUCCAGAUUUUGUACUUCAUUGGUCUGUACGUGAUGUGUCAGUACAGUAUUCACCCGGGCUGUGUUAAACACUUGAAUGAUUUCCAAAAGCUGGCGAGUAGACUCACCUUUGCGUUACACGCGCGAAGCAAAGUAGGGAAAGCCAGACCCACGUGCUUUAUUAGCGCACGUAGGAUUAUUGAGUUCUACCCCCAGAAAUUAAGGGAGUGGACAAACGUCCUUGUAAAUGCUUCCUAUUUAAGUUAUACUUGUCGCAAUACUUGCCCCAAAGUUGCCUCCUACGCAGAGGCUCUUUGGGUCUGUCACGCAAUGACGGUCUAUGCGUACCUGUGUAGAAAACUACUGUAGGCCACAAAAAUGGACAAAUGUAAGAUUCUGAAGAAUGUCCGGUAGAAAAGGUAUAUUUCAGACUGAUCGAAAAUUCCGAAUCAAAAUCGAAAUAUUUCACCAGCCUAGAAAUUUCCCUUCAAGAAAUUUCUUCUUUUACAACUUCCUCAGUCUCGGUUUAAAGGUCGUCCGGUGUCGAUAACAAUCAGUUCCAGACUAAUCCACAUAAAAUAAUGUUUUUAUUCAACCGGCAAUGGAAAUUAUGCAAAAUCAUAUUUAAUUAAUGAGCUGGCGUCCCGAGCAACACGGAAAAUAUUCGCCAGUGACAGCUUACCACACAACACGUUUAUGACUUAGGGUUUCGUGUUAGACGUGUUGGAUUGUUUUGCUCAAGAAACGUACGUUCACUAGAUCAUUGACUUAAAACCUUUCACGAGACGAUCCGGUGAGUCGAUCGCUUCGGCAACGACUAGGCUGAGUUUCAAGGGUUUAUUGAACUACGUGCCGUUUUUAUUAACCUGAGCAGAAAGUCUUACUCCACGGCGGGCUGAAAUCUACCCAACGGUUUACCUCAUCACAGAAGGACUUUCAUUUCUGUAAAAGUCCGCAUUGUUACCAGACUGAAGUUUCUUCACUGGACGUUACACAGAUUAUUUGAACCAAAAGAAUUCAUAGUCUGAGACGUGUGAUGAUGGCCAGUAUUUCUUGGCUGGGAUGCAGUACCAAGUACUUCCUGUUAUUACUUGCUGUUACUGGUUUAUCCAUCCUCCCAUCUGCCUGGUGUCAGUAUUGUAACAGCAACAAUCCCGGCGAACCUAGGAUUGAAAUAACUCCGCCAUCCAGCAAGCUACAUGUAACUGUUAAUGAAACUGUUAACUUGACUUGCACUGCUUGGCAAGCUGAUAGUCACAAGAGUGAAAAAACAAAACCAAAACAAAUUGAAUGGUUUGACCCACAAGAUAAACGAUUCGGGAAUAAAUGUUACGCUGACUCGCCACGAGCUACACACAUGAGCUGCACAGUUACAGUUAGUGCCCUGACGAACGAAACAUUUGGUAAUUACACUUGCAGAGCGAGGAAUGGUAUAGAUGUCUGCAGCACCAAAAAAAUUCUUGUGCAAGGUCUGACUUACCAACGUGCACGUGACGCAAGACGUUUUGGUUCGGUAGGGAAGGCAGAAUCUAUCAAUACUCCAGUUAAUAUGACCAACCACGGUUUAGAAAACAAAAGUCCAGAGAUCGUCAACGUUCCAGUCAACCAAACUGCUGUUCUCGGGUCCAAUGUGACUUUUAAUUGCACUGCCACUGGUUAUCCCAAACCGACCAUCACGUGGGUAAAAGAAAAUGAUUCAAGUUCUGUUCAAUACAACUCAACGCCAGAGAUCUUAACAGGCGAUGGCAAUAGCAUUUUCAGCCAGUUGGUUAUAACAGAAGUCAAGAGCAAUGAUUAUGGUAUAUAUCAUUGUGUUGCAAAGAACAGUGCUGGAGUAAAGACUUCAAGUGCGACAUUAGGAUAUAGAGGUAUUUUCUGUUGUGUUUUUGAUUUCUAAUAUAUGGGGGGAUGGGGUGGGGGCACUUUCUGCUGAACUUUUGAUUAACGUACUUUGACACAUGACAUCCUAUCGUACUGUUAUAAGUAGUGGCAGCCAAACUGAUAAAACAGGUGGUUUAGAAUAAUAGCCUUAUAUUCUUCUAUUAUUUAUUUAUUUAUUUAUUGUAAAUUUCUAUAUCUUCUGUUAUUUAUUAUUUCUACUUCUUUCUCUAUUUCACUGAAACUGUACCGAAUCUGAUAAGCUGCAAGCACAGUCAACCAUUAUUCAGAGUAAAAUUAAAAUUUAGUGCAGGAUGCGAAAUUCAGUGCACUUUUAAGGUUGCUGUAGCAGGGAAACUUUUCCACUGGCGCUCUUGUGAAAAUGCCCGCGAACAAAGUAAACAAAGUUUAGAAGUAUUUCAUUGGUAAAUGUCCCAAAUAUCAAAUGUUUCUCGGGGAACCAGACUAAACCAAA
Orbicella faveolata is the source of this 2351-nucleotide messenger RNA. RefSeq lists its product as uncharacterized. The record is from RefSeq and is a predicted model, not a curated record. Gene Ontology annotation, molecular function: transmembrane receptor protein tyrosine kinase activity; ATP binding. Gene Ontology annotation, biological process: multicellular organism development; cell surface receptor protein tyrosine kinase signaling pathway; protein phosphorylation. Gene Ontology annotation, cellular component: signaling receptor complex; plasma membrane. Lineage: Eukaryota; Metazoa; Cnidaria; Anthozoa; Scleractinia; Merulinidae.